Molecule: messenger RNA, 1472 nt
Organism: Eucalyptus grandis
Lineage: Eukaryota; Viridiplantae; Streptophyta; Magnoliopsida; Myrtales; Myrtaceae
Product: peroxidase 16
Exons: 4
Coding region: 286-1263 (325 amino acids)
Biological process (GO): hydrogen peroxide catabolic process; response to oxidative stress
Molecular function (GO): peroxidase activity; heme binding
Source: RefSeq, a predicted model, not a curated record
AAAUGCUUUUCUCUCCUCGCCACCUUCCCACCUCUCUCCCGUGAGGACCAGCAUGUUCAUCUCCUGUCCAGAGUGUGUGACCUGUCAAGAAAAAUCAUUCUCUAAUCCCCCGCCACGUUCCACUGAAUCAUUCCCACUUCUUUAAAGCCUCUUGGGUUUCUAUCAAGAUUUUGUGUAUAAAUAGGUGGCUUAGGGUAAUGGGCAACCCCAUCGGAUGCGUGUGAAGCCAAGACACGAGACGGGCGUCGUCGUCGUCAUCAUCAUCUUCUUCUUCUUCUUCAGACAAUGGAGGCUCGUAGGUUUCUCGUGUCGUGCCUGAGCUUUGCCCUUCUGUUGAGUGCAGUCUCGGCUCAGCUCAGGACGGAUUUCUACAAGAACACGUGCCCGAACGUCGAGUCCCUCGUCCGGUCGGCCGUGACCAAGAAGUUCCAGCAGACCUUCGUCACCGCCCCUGCAACUCUCCGCCUCUUGUUCCACGAUUGCUUCGUCAGGGGAUGCGAUGCUUCAGUGCUCAUAGCGUCGCCCACCAACAAUGCCGAGAAAGACCAUCCCGAUGACCUGUCGCUCGCCGGCGACGGGUUCGACACUGUGAUCAAAGCUAAGGCAGCAGUGGAUAGUGUUCCUCAGUGCAAAAACAAAGUCUCUUGUGCCGAUAUCUUGGCUCUUGCCACUAGAGAUGUCGUUUCGUUGGCAGGGGGGCCGUUCUAUAGUGUUGAAUUGGGGAGACGCGAUGGAAGAAUAUCAACUAAACUUGGUGUUCAACACAAUCUUCCUCAGCCUGGUUCCAAAUUGGACCAGCUCAAUUCUAUGUUCUCUUCUCAUGGUCUCUCCCAAACUGACAUGAUCGCCUUAUCAGGCGCGCACACGAUUGGAUUCUCUCACUGCGGCAAAUUCUCCAAGCGGAUCUACAACUUCAGCCCGAGAAGCUCGAUCGAUCCGACCCUGAACUUCCGCUACGCCUUGCAGCUGAGGCAGAUGUGCCCGAUCAACGUGGACCCCCGGAUCGCCAUCAACAUGGACCCCACAACGCCUCAGACGUUCGACAACGCCUACUACAAGAACCUCCAACAAGGAAAGGGCCUCUUCGUCUCCGACCAGACAUUGUUCUCCGACCCGAGGUCGAGGGCCACGGUCAACCUGUUCGCAUCAAACAACGCGGCGUUCCAACAGGCCUUCGUCACUGCGAUCACAAAGAUGGGUCGGAUCGGGGUCAAGACUGGGAACCAGGGCGAGAUUAGGAUUGAUUGCACUCGCCCCAACUAGGACUAUUUCUUUGGUCUAUGAUUUAAUUGUUUUUCCAUUUUAUGAGUUGAGUUCUAUGUUAGUUGGUCAGGAUUUCGUGAGAGAGUAGAAUAACAGGUUGUUGGCGAAAAUAGUGAGAUCUGAAUCAUGGCGACGACCUUGUAUUGUAAAUCAAAUCCCUGACGAAUAAGGAUUUCCAGGAAAUUCACACUUAUGAUGCAUUCUUUGUU